AUGGGAAAGGAAGACCCUCCUAUCGAUAAAAAACGCCCAGCCGUAGUACAUACUCCGCCUUCAGACCGACGACUCAGAUCACAAGUUAGUACGCAGGCCACCCAAUUAUUCGAAGGACAAUUAGAAAAUUUAGAGGAGACGAACGCGUCGGGAAACUCAAGUCUAACUCCCGAACAGUCACAAAUCUCCAACGAAAAUUCUAAUCCAACGAAUAAAAAUUCUCCGGAGAACUCGAGAAAAACAGAAAAACCCACUCAAAUACUUAUUCAAACGCCUGAUUCAGAAAACCAAUCCCAAACACAUAUUAAGAUUCCUCAGGAAUUUAAAAUGGUAAGCGAACCCGUUGCAAGUACAGGCGCAACCGCCUCACCCGCACCGACUUAUCAUUAUAUCUCAAUUAAGGAUGCCUUAGAGGCAGUCCCGGUGUUUGACGGCAAUCCGUCCCAGGUUAGAAGUUUUGUGCCGGGAUGCAAGGAUGCACGCGAAAUGGUUCCGCCUCAAGUCGAAUUAAGCCUCGCGCGAAUAAUACGUAAUAAAAUCAAGGGAGUAGCUCGACGUGUGAUCGAGAACGAACGGUUCGAUACCGUAGACGAAUUAACCGCGCGAAUAAAUGAGCUUUAUGGUCCAGCCAAAUCCGUUAAUCUGUGUCAGGCGGACGGCAAAGCCGCUUUUCUGCGCGGAUUAAGACCCGAAAUCGACGGAAAAAUCCCCACAGUACCCGGUACUCUAAAAGAACUGGUCGACGCGGCGAUGAAAAUAGAAAAACAGGAGAAAAUUAAAAUCAAACUUAGACGAGGAGAUCAACCUAGCACAAUUCAAGACGCUACGAUAAAUUACGCGAUGUUUCAACCAUAUAAUUGUGUUGUAUGUGGAGCAAACGACCACGAUAAAUACGAUUGCCAAUAUAAUUCAGAUAAAAGCUAUUACGAUCACCGUAAACCUCGGAAUCAAACUUAUGUUAUCCAAGGGCGUACCGAUAGAAAACUAGUGACGUUGGCUACAAGCGAUAUGAAACAAAUAAUUAUAGGUCCGCCUCAAAAUUCCGAUAACAAAUCAAUCAACACGAUCGUAAAACCAGAGAGUAUAUUCUCUACGAUCAAAUUAGAAGCGAGCGAAUUACAAAAUCCGAGUACUUUCAUGUUGGAUACAGGCUCCGACCUGAACAUUAUAAAAAAUAACUGUGUGAGGUCAGAAAUUGAAAUAAACGAACAAAAGAAAUUUAAUCUUAGCGGAAAAGUCCCCGCGUGCGUGGAAACUAUGGGAGAAGUUCCCAUAAACGUAAUAGGAACCGAAGCUCAAUUCCAUAUAGUUCCGGAAAAUUUACCAAUCCCACAGAACGGAAUCAUAGGAUCCCAGUUCUUCAACGAAACUCGAGCUCAGAUAAAUUUUGAUAAAGGCACAUUAGAAUUCGGUAACGUACAAAUCCCAUUCCUAAACCAGCAAGAAAAAACGACUCCGUAUAGAGCGCAGACUGGCAACUGCGACAAACUCGCGGAGACCGAACUAGGCACCGAGGUUUUACCGCUCCUGGAUGUAGAAUCUAACGGGUGUCUCGGUUAUACAAAAUCCGAUUUAAAGACCGAAAUUUCCGAACCUCUUAAAGGAAAGGAAAAGGUCAAAAAUCCGGAAGAUGUUCUCGUAAUUCCAUCAAGGACACGGCUUGGCAUCCGUAUCAAUCUCGAAAAAACUGAGUUAACCGAAGGGUACCUACCUCUGAUAGACGCAGAUGACAACGUCUACAUAGGGAACGCGUUAGUGGCAAAUCGAGAUAAUAAAGCGUACCUUUAUGCAAUUAAUACGUCAGACUCGGAAGUAAGGCUGAGGAUUCCACCGCAAAUCCUGGAGGAAAUAAGUGAAACAGAGGACUCUUUAGAAUCAGAUACCCAAAAUUUUAAAAUCAAAAGCGAGAAUGCAAAAGAAACCGUUAAUUAUAAGAAUAUACCCACAAAAUAUCAAAUAUAUCCCGACGAAUGCAUAAAAUACGAUAAUGAAUCUGUGAAAAACGAUAAUAAAUCUACGAAAUAUUCCAAUGAAUCCAUGAAAAAUAAUGACGAAUCCGCGACAAAUCCAAGCGAAUCCAAUGAAUCUGUGAAAAAGGAUAAUAAAUCUACGAAACAUUCCAAUAAAUCCAUGAAAAAUAACGACGAAUCUGCGAUAAAUCCAAGUGAAUCCAAUGAAUCCAUAAAAAACGAUAAUAAAUCUACGAAAUAUUCCUAUAAAUCCAUGAAAAAUAAUGACGAAUAUGCAACAAAUCCAAGCGAAUCCAAUGAAUCUGUGAAAAACGAUAAUAAAUCUACGAAAUAUUCAAAUAAAUCCAUGAAAAAUAACGACGAAUCUACGAUAAUACCAAGUGAAUCCAAUGAAUCCGCGAAGUAUGAAAAUAAAACUACGAACAAUAAGUGUAAAAAUAAUUCCGACGAAUCCGAGAAAAAUAAUAAUGAAUAUUCCGACGAACCCAUAAGAAAUGAUAAUUCUAUAGUAAACCUGAGUGAAUCCAAUAAACCCAUGAAACAUGAAGAUAGAUCUGAGAAGAAUGAAACUAAACCCAGUAAACCCGCAACGAGUGAAUUAAACGUAAUCAAAUUAAUGGAACCGUAUAUUACUGAUAACGCAAAAAGGGCUGUAAUAAAUAAACAUAUCCCAGUAUUUAAAGAGGAAAUAAAUCAAUGCGAUAAAAUCCAAGCGACAAAUAAAUAUAAGAGAAGACAAGAAAUAAAGUCUACGCGAAUCCGCAAAUCUAAACCCUAUACGAAAACAGCCGAAGACGAGUAUAAAAGGAAAAUAACGUGCGCAAUUACACGGAAUAUCUCUACGCAAAACACGAAUCAACCUAAUGAAAUAAACAUCGCAAAAAUAAAAGGAUUAUUUAUGGUUCAAAAUUCCCACGACGACCUAGUCAAAGCCAGGGUCGAGCUUUUGGAAUCCUUAUUGAGAUUAGAACACUCAAAUACCGAGGAAAAAGAGAAUGUCUAUAACUUAAUCCGAGCAAAUGCAGAUAUAUUUCACCUACCAGGCGAUAAUUUAGAAUGCACUGAGUACAUAAAAUACACGUAUCAAUGCAUAGAAGUACGAGAAAACUUUAAAAUCAGAACAUUGAAAGUUAAUGGUUAUGUUGCUGUCUGCAUACGUUGUGUCUAUACAAUGAAUGCUACUAUAUGUAUCGAGAGUCGCGGUAGCGACUCGAGGCAAGUACAUUUUCUCAACAGCCUGCAACACUCUUACGCCGCACACUUGCUUAUAUUUAUUAAGGAGGAACGACGAUCUGCCACCAAGAAUCUAUAA
Molecule: messenger RNA, 3282 nt
Organism: Neodiprion fabricii
Lineage: Eukaryota; Metazoa; Arthropoda; Insecta; Hymenoptera; Diprionidae
Exons: 4
Coding region: 1-3282 (1093 amino acids)
Source: RefSeq, a predicted model, not a curated record